Molecule: messenger RNA, 1896 nt
Organism: Orycteropus afer afer
Lineage: Eukaryota; Metazoa; Chordata; Mammalia; Tubulidentata; Orycteropodidae
Source: RefSeq, a predicted model, not a curated record
AUGGCGAAGCUGGAGACACUGCCUGUGCGUGCUGACCCAGGGCGGGACCCCCUCCUGGCCUUUGCCCCAAGGCCCUCUGAUCUCGGACCCCCGGAGCCCCGCCUGGCCAUGGGCAGUGUGGGCAGUGGGGCGGCCCACACCCAGGAGUUCGCCAUGAAGAGUGUGGGCACCCGCACGGGGGGUGGGGGCAGCCAGGGCAGUUUCCCUGGCCCCCGCAGCAGUGGCGGUGGGACCAGCAGGGAGAGGCCUGGCCGAUACCCCUCAGAGGACAAAGCUCUAGCCAACUCCCUCUACCUCAAUGGCGAGUUGAGGGGCAGUGACCACACAGACGUCUGCGGCAAUGUGGUGGGCAGCAGUGGUGGCAGCAGCAGCAGUGGUGGCAGCGACAAGGCCCCACCACAAUACCGCGAGCCCAGCCACCCACCUAAGCUCCUGGCCACCUCGGGCAAGCUAGACCAGUGCUCAGAGCCACUAGUUCGGCCAUCAGCCUUCAAGCCUGUUGUACCCAAGAACUUCCACUCCAUGCAGAACUUAUGUCCUCCACAGACCAACGGGACCCCUGAGGGACGCCAGGGACCUGGGGGUGGCCUCAAGGGUGGACUGGACAAGUCUCGGACCAUGACCCCAGCCAGCGGGGGUGGGGGCAGCCUCUCUGACUCAGGCCGGAACUCACUCACAAGCCUGCCCACCUACAGCUCCAGCUAUAGCCAGCAUCUCGCACCCCUCAGUGCCUCCACCAGCCACAUCAACCGCAUCGGCACUGCUAGCUAUGGCAGUGGCAGCGGCAGUAGCAGUGGUGGCGGAUCGGGCUACCAGGACCUGGCAGCCUCUGACAGUGGACGAGCCUCCAGCAAGAGCGGGUCAUCCUCCUCCGUGGGGCGGCCAGGCCACCUGGGCUCUGGGGAGGGCGGAGGUGGAGGCCUGCCAUUUGCGGCCUGCUCCCCACCCUCUCCCAGCACCCUGAUCCAGGAGCUGGAGGAGCGGCUGUGGGAGAAAGAGCAGGAGGUGGCGGCUCUGCGGCGGAGCCUGGAGCAGAGCGAGGCAGCCGUGGCUCAGCAGGAUAAGAAGCAGCUGCAAGAGGAGGCGGCCCGGUUGAUGCGCCAGCGGGAAGAGCUGGAGGACAAGGUGGCCGCCUGCCAGAAGGAGCAGGCCGACUUCCUGCCCCGGAUGGAGGAAACGAAGUGGGAGGUGUGCCAGAAGGCUGGCGAGAUUUCCCUCCUGAAGCAGCAGCUGAAGGACUCGCAGGCGGAUGUGUCGCAGAAGUUGAGUGAGAUUGUGGGGCUGCGUUCCCAGCUGCGGGAGGGCCGGGCCUCACUGCGGGAGAAGGAGGAGCAGCUGCUCAGCCUGCGGGACUCUUUCAGCAGCAAACAGGCCAGCCUGGAGCUGGGUGAGGGUGAGCUGUCUGCGGCCUGCCUCAAGCCCGCGCUGACCCCUGUGGACCCGGCCGAGCCGCAGGAUGCACUGGCCACAUGCGAGAGCGACGAGGCCAAGAUGCGUCGUCAGGCCGGCAUGGCUGCCGCCGCCGCCACUGCCUCCUUGGGUUCCUUGGACGGGGAGGUGGAUGCUGGGGGAGAUAGUGGGACACGAGCCCUGCGGAGGGAGGUGGGGAGGCUGCAGGCCGAGCUGGCAGCUGAGCGGCGAGCCCGGGAGCGCCAGGGAGCCAGCUUCGCAGAGGAGCGCCGCGUGUGGCUGGAGGAGAAGGAGAAGGUCAUUGAGUACCAGAAGCAGCUGCAGCUGAGUUAUGUGGAGAUGUACCAGCGCAACCAGCAGCUGGAGCGGCGGCUGCGGGAGCGCGGGACAGCGGGGGGUGCAAGCACGCCCACGCUCCAACACGGAGAGGAGAAGAAAGCCUGGACCCCCUCCCGCCUGGAGCGCAUUGAGUCCACAGAAAUCUGA